AUGGAUAAAGAAGGAUAUUGUGAAGAGAUUAAAACAGAGGAUUUAGCUACUUGCAAAGGAAAGGAUUAUGAUUUGGCAGAUUUCAAUUUGACGAUGUUGAGGCAUAUGUGUAUAUUGUCGGGUUGUGAUUACUUACCGUCACUCACUGGUAUGGGUUUGAAGACAGCCUACAAGUAUCUGAAGAAACAUCGUGAUAUCGAGAAGAUCUUCAAGGUACUGAGAAUGGAGAAAGGCAUGCAUACCAACUAUAUCGAACAGUUCUAUAAAGCUGAUCUCACCUUUAGACAUCAGCGUGUAUUCGAUCCUUGUUUACGAGAGUUAGUACAUUUCUCACCAAUAGAUAAAGAGAAAACUUAUAAUUUCGAAUCAAUCGAUUUCCUUGGAGAAUUUAUUGAAAAUGAAAUAGCAGAAAAGAUUGCAAAAGGUAUUAUCGAUCCCAACUCCAAACAAUCGUUCGAUGAGAAUGUUCCUACACCAAACAUUACAUUCAAUACACAACCAAAGAAAUCAUUUUUAAGUUCUCAUGAAACCAAUAAGAUUACAAAUUAUUUCGAUAAAACAAGUGGAUCCACUUUAACAACAAAAGUAGUACAGCAAAAUGACGAUACCAGAUAUGACGAAUUCGAUUUGGAAAGUGAUAUAGAAGAAGAGAAUUUGAAAUACAAAGAAGAGAAUGAUGAUGAUGAAGAUAAUGAUCAAACUUCCUAUUAUUAUGGAGAUGGUAAUACAUAUACUACUAAUAGUGAUAAUAAUCAAAAUAAGAUAGUUACCAGUAGUUAUUUCUCAACUUCAAAGAUAUCGGUAGAUGACAGUUUUGAAAUCGAAGAUUAUGAGAUUAAAUAUGAAGAACAAAAUGAAGAAGAACAACAACAAAUUACUUAUUAUCAACAGCAACAAUCACAGCAACAACAACUACAACUACCACCACCAAGAUUAACAUCUUCUUAUUUUUCACAACAACAACAACAACAACAACAACAACAACAACAACAACAACAAUCAUCUUCACAAGGUUCACAAUCAGAUAACAACAAUAAUAAUGCUGGUAAAACAUUUAAAAAGAAUAGUUUAGUUACAGAUCAGAGAGUCAGUUUAAAUAUAUUCGAUCAAUUUAUGUAUAAGAAGAAAGAAAGUGUUUUAAUGACAAACACUUCAACUACAACAACAACAACCACAACAACAUCUUCAACACCAUCUUAUUCCAACAACAAUUUUAAUAGUAGUUUCAGUAGUAGCAGCAGCAGUGGCAGCUCUGGUAGUAUAGAUAACAAUUGUAAUUUAAAUAACAGCAGCAAUAAUCUUAACAGUUCAUCCGAAGGCAUAAGAAGAAAAACACUUUUAUUUUCACAAAAUCAAGCAUCACCUUAUCAACCUGCAAAAAGAAAAGAUAUCUAUGAUUUCGAUCAACAGCAACAACAAUCACCAUAUCAACAGCAAAAUCAACAACAACAACAACAACGUCAACCUCAUCAACCUUUUUUCAAAAAGAAUAAAAUAACAACGGUAAGCGCACCAACAUCAUCAUCUACACCAUCAUCACCAACAGAAAACCACCAAUCAACAAACACACAAGAAGACAACAGCUUUAAAUUUAUACAACCAAAGAAAUCCAGUAGUUUACCAUCGUUUAACACCGAUUCAAUAUUUGAAGAUGACAGUAGCGAUGAAGAGCUCUUCAAUCAAUCGAAUUUCUCUGAUUCUCCAAUUAAAUUUGUCAAGGAAUCACCACCACAAUCACCACACAUCACACCACCAACAAACCGUAUGACGACUAUCAACAAACCUAUUUCUCCCGAAUUAAAUCAUUCAAUUAAUCUGAGUCCGCCUCCAAAGUUUGAAAUCAAUCAAGAGGUACCCAAUGAUACCAAGAAAUAUGGAAGCACCUCUGACGAAAUCGUUUCCAAAUAUUUCUCACCAGCAAGGACAUCAUUGGCAGCAACACCUGCAACCCCAACAUUUUCAUGGAGAGCAAGACUUUCACAAAAGUACCGAGAAUCUCAAAGUAGUGCAUAA
Molecule: messenger RNA, 2013 nt
Organism: Heterostelium album PN500
Lineage: Eukaryota; Evosea; Eumycetozoa; Acytosteliales; Acytosteliaceae
Gene: exo1
Product: 5'3'-exonuclease N- and I-domain-containing protein
Exons: 6
Coding region: 1-2013 (670 amino acids)
Molecular function (GO): 5'-3' DNA exonuclease activity; 5'-flap endonuclease activity; DNA binding
Source: RefSeq, a predicted model, not a curated record